AACCGAAACACGCCACACGAUCAACAGCUUACGUCACGAUCCACUUAGCGCACCUGAUGAAAACACCACUAGAGAACAAAAACGUCGCCCGAAAUAACCGGCCGGUCAUCCAUUACUCAAGAGAUCGGUCAAUAAUAAAUAUAGCCUCGUGCCAUUAAUCGAGGAGGAAUCCAGGGCUGACCAGAUGCUGGACCCUCCGACGUUUGCGUGGACCAUAAAAUUUCGAGUGUUAUGGGAACGCGCGAAUAGAAACAGACGCGAUUUUGCUUCUAUUCGAACGCGCCGUGUCGAAAGACAGCGUAUAGGCGUCCGUGUGCGGGUGUUGUUAUGUGCGUAUAUCAUCUGCCUAGCGCCGAUGCUGCUCAGCGACGAGAAGUACGGCAGGCAUCAGCAGCACGACCACUGCGGCAGGCAGCACUACCGCGAGACUGAGUACGAGCUUUUCCUGAAGCCCCAUCACAGGGAAUUCAGGGCGGGCAGAUUAGACAGAAAAUCAUCUAGAGGAAUGAUCUACGAGAACGAGGAGCUACGUUUGAGGACCAUCAACAUCAACGCCGAGAUUGAAAGAGGCCAAUACGACAUCAAGAAAUUGAAGAAAGAAAAUGAGCUGCUCAAAAAAGAGAUAUGGUGUCUCAGAGACGAAUAUGAAAAACUGGACAAAUUGCUCAAGGAGAAAAACAUCGACUUCUCCUCUUCGUCGACCACAUCAGAUUCGGACAGUUCCAGCUCCUGUCUGGACGAAUCGGACGACGUCGAGAACUGCCAAAACUUCGAAAACGACCAAAAGACCAACAUGGGCAACCUCGGGAGAAGCUUCGCGGCGUUAUCUGUGGUACCAGAGGAGAGCACCGAGAACUCGGACCGCACCUCCGAUGGAACGUCCCUGGUCAACGACCAUCCUCCGUCCCAUCACCAGCCCGACGGCGACGUCAUUCAAGCGGACGAGAGCUACCCCAGCUACGAGCACAGCGCGACGCUCAAGAUGCAGAGCUUCGCCUCUCGGGACACGCUACAAGCUAGGGAGGUCGGAGACCAAAGGACCAUAUCGCCAUGCGAGCAAUACGAAGAUGCCGUCCACCAAUACAUCAGCAACAAGAUCGUCAACACAGAGGCGACCAACUUCUACCAAAACAUUGUUCUUGUGCCAAGACCGAGGAGUCUCCAGGAGGUUGAUCCUUUGGAGAAGGCAGGUACUGACGUAUUGGCCAAAACAGACAACAGGGGCUUCGCGGUAGAACCCAACGGAGGAGGUGGAGACUACUUGGCGCAAUUCGCAGACGAUUUUCCCAGGUAUUACCAGAACUUCGGGACCACCAGCAGAAGCACCUUCAGCAAUGGAGGCAAUCUGGAAGAGCUACUGAACGACAUCGAGACCAUCUCGCAAGACAUUCUGGCCAUCUCCAACGGCGACCAUGCAGACCAUAACGUUCCUUCUAGGAGGUGCAAGAGUGACAUCAAUCCGGAUGAAGGUAAAAAUCAUGAACAGUCAGAGAAACCGUUCAAGAGCGAGCUCAACGUGACGCUGAUGCCUCAACCGAUGGCUCUGAUAGGCCUGGAGAAGUACAGGGAUUUGCAACGCAGCAUGAAUACGACACCUUCCAAGUCGAUGGAAAACCUCUCCGCGAACGUUUUACAAGAUAAUCAACUGACUGAGAAGAAAGACUUCCAGCAGUUCCAACUCUCUACAACUGACAUAUCAGAUUUCACACCCAUCUGUCCUGCAACCACCAACAUUAGUGACUAUCAACCGACAAAACCCUCUUCCAACCUUCCUUCUUACCUAGCCAAUCUUAAAGAUAACUACGUCAGUGGAGAUUAUUUUUCCAAAUACAAUCCUUGCAACUUCCCCCAACCAGAAAAACCCAAACCGGUGCCAAAAAUCCUUGUGAAACAGGUCUCACUUGAUCUGCUUUCCAGCGAAAAUGAUGAAAAUGCCAAAAUAAAACAAGAACCAAAAGUACAAAAAGACACAAUCUCAGAAGAAACUCCCAAAAAAGAAGAUAAACAAAAAAUGGGACUCAGAAAAAAAGUUUCUAUACACUUCCGGGGAAAGAAAGAGAAACAAAAGAAAAGUUUAGAAGUACCAACGAAUACAUUAAAAAAAAUUUCUCCUGUACGCGACAAAAAAACACAAGAGGAAACGAAAACCGAGAAAAUGAAAAUUUCCCAUCAGAAAACAUCAAGCAAAGAUUCAAACAAGACAACCUCUGAAUCCGACUCAAAAAACAACCCUGACAGUAGAAGAACAGUAGAAAAAAAUGAAAACGAAAAAAAGCAAAGAAAGAGCGCUUCCGUAAGUCCAGAUCGAAAAAAAAGGGAAGAGAAGAAAUGCAAAAAACACAAGAAAGAAAGAAUUAGGAUUCGAAGGGCAACCAUAACGAGUCUUGAGAGUAGAGACCAUAGAGCCAGAUCCCAUUCAGUCAAUACAGAAAGAUCCAACACUUAUGGUGGCUCACAUCUUUUCUAUGAAGACUAUAUGAACUCAGAUAGAGACAGUAUCAGUAGUUUAGAAACUUUAAAGACAAGACAGAUGAAUUUUUCUAAUGUUCCUAUGGCCGGUAAAGUGCCCUGGUGUGGCUGCUGGGGAAACGGUUGCAUUUAGUUGGGUACUUUAAAUAUUCGGAUUAUAAAUUUCAUUUUAAAUGUAGAAUAUUAUAUGGACUAUUUUAUAUUAUAAUAAAUUAUUUUAAAUAUAA
Harmonia axyridis is the source of this 2696-nucleotide messenger RNA. RefSeq lists its product as uncharacterized. The record is from RefSeq and is a predicted model, not a curated record. NCBI's taxonomy places the organism in Eukaryota, Metazoa, Arthropoda, Insecta, Coleoptera, Coccinellidae. The coding region runs from base 185 to 2602 and encodes 805 amino acids. The transcript is spliced from 7 exons.